UACAUUUCACAAAGCUAAGUUAUAGCAGAAAACAGAAUAGCAAUUGUCUUAUAGAGCAGAAAACACCAAACUAAAAUUGACACUUCUUCUGGGUCCUUCAUUAAAAUCCUCUUCCAAAAAAAGCAUCAAAACACACAGAUAAAUGCAUUUCAAGUAGUACUACACUUGUAAAAUAUGUCUCAACAGGAAGAAGGAUGGCCUCUGGGAUUGCAGCCCUUGAAUGAGAGAGUUGGGAUACCUAGAAAUAAUGUUGCUGAUUUUUCAGGAGGAUCAGUUUCAUUUAACACUUUAAUCACUGCUUCUUCUUCUUCUUCACCAGAUUCCUCUUCUUCAGAUUUAGACACUGAGUCUACAGGAUCUUUCUUCCACGAUAGAAGCAUAACACUCGGAAGCCUCAUCGGUGUUUCGAAUCUAUUCGAGUUUUCAAGAAAAUCAUCAAAAGUAAGAAAAAUAGAAGUGAUAAAAGCAAAAAAGAGCAACAAAAAACGUAAAACAUGGCUCUUCUCUCUAUGUUCAAGAGACACUACUGAUGCACAAACCGUAACGAACAACGAUGACAACAACAAUAAUAAUAAUAAUCAUCCUCCAUCUUUAGGUCAUUUUCUUGCUGCUGAAAGAAGAGCAGCAGCUGAUGAAGAUAGAAGAAACCAAAACCCUAAUUCUAGUAUUUAUGGAGCUGAUGAAUUUUCAUUUGCUGAAGCUAAUUCAUUAUUUGUUGAUGGACAAGUUGCUCCUCCUAGAGUAAUAAGUGCAUGGCAUGAGGAAGAUGAACAGAGGACAAGAAAUGGAGAGCCAGUUCUGUUUUCUUGUAUUUGUGGAUAGCUUUCUUGUUGAUUUAUUAUGUAUGAUUUGUGUAUUUUAUUGAUUAUUUUCAUUUGAUUUUAAUAAACUUCCAAUUUUGAUUUA
Molecule: messenger RNA, 906 nt
Organism: Mercurialis annua (annual mercury)
Lineage: Eukaryota; Viridiplantae; Streptophyta; Magnoliopsida; Malpighiales; Euphorbiaceae
Exons: 3
Coding region: 175-822 (215 amino acids)
Source: RefSeq, a predicted model, not a curated record